Messenger RNA from Ananas comosus (pineapple), 1917 nucleotides. RefSeq names its product 1-aminocyclopropane-1-carboxylate synthase 9-like. Bases 1 to 1917 code for a protein of 638 amino acids. Gene Ontology annotation, molecular function: pyridoxal phosphate binding; transaminase activity. Gene Ontology annotation, biological process: biosynthetic process; amino acid metabolic process. The transcript is spliced from 8 exons. The record is from RefSeq and is a predicted model, not a curated record. NCBI's taxonomy places the organism in Eukaryota, Viridiplantae, Streptophyta, Magnoliopsida, Poales, Bromeliaceae.
AUGACUCGUGAGGAGCUGCUCUCGAGAAAGGCGUCGCGUAAUUGUCACGGCCAAGACUCCUCGUACUUCUUAGGGUGGCAAGAAUACGAGAAGAACCCUUACCACCCUACCACCAACCCUGCUGGGAUCAUCCAAAUGGGUCUUGCUGAGAACCAGCUUUCCUUUGAUCUCGUCGAGUCCUGGCUCGAGGGACACCCCGACGCCGGCGAGCUCAAGAGGGACGGCGUCUCCGUCUUCCGAGAGCUCGCGCUCUUCCAGGAUUAUCAUGGCCUACCUGCAUUCAAGAAUGCUCUGGCGCAGCUCAUGGAAGAGAUAAGAGGAAACGAAGUAAGAUUCGACCCUGCUAAGCUUGUCCUCACCGCAGGCGCUACUUCCGCCAACGAGAUCCUUAUGUUUUGCCUCGCUGAACCCGGCGAAGCAUUCCUCGUGCCAACCCCAUACUAUCCAGGUUUCGAUAGGGAUCUCAAAUGGCGAACGGGAGUGGAGAUCGUCCCGAUACGCUGCUCAAGCUCAAAUGGCUUUAAAAUCACGAAAAUGGCCCUCAACGCCGCUUAUCGACGGGCCCAAAAGCAUGAUCUUCGGGUGAAGGGAGUCUUAGUAACCAACCCUUCGAACCCGUUGGGCACAACCAUGAGCUACGACGAGAUCGACACCCUGCUUGAUUUUGUUGCAUCCAAAGAUAUCCACCUCAUCAGUGACGAGAUUUAUUCCGGGACCAACUUUGGUUCUCCGCCAUUCAUUAGCAUGGCGCAGGCGGUAUCAGGUCGAGCCAACAUCCUGGCCCGCGUCCACAUUGUGGUCAGUCUCUCCAAAGACCUCGGCCUCCCUGGGUUUCGUGUUGGCGCGAUCCACUCCAACAAUGAAUCGGUGGUGUCCGCAGCCACGAAAAUGUCGAGCUUCGGUCUCAUCUCCUCGCAAACUCAAUACCUCCUCUCUCAACUUCUCUCCGACAAAGCAUUCACUGCGAACUACAUAAGAGAGAACACGAAAAGGCUCAAACGGCGGCAUUCGCUGCUCGUCAAAGGGCUAGAAAGCAUCGGAAUCAGUUGUCUAAAGAGCAACUCAGGGUUAUUUUGUUGGGUGGACAUGCGGCAUUUGCUUAACUCUAGCACAUUCGAGGGAGAAAUGGAGACGUGGAAGAAGAUAGUGUAUGAUGUGGGGUUAAACAUCUCUCCAGGCUCGUCGUGCCACUGCGACGAGCCCGGGUGGUUCCGCAUGUGCUUUGCUAACAUGUCGGAGGAGACGCUCCACGUCGCCAUGAAGAGGUUGAAGGAAUUUGUCGCAGAGGGGAAUGGUAACGGCGGAAAUAGCUGUGGCAGAAGCAGAAGCAAAAGCGAAACCAAAAUGACGAAGUGGGUGCUUCAAUCAUCAAAUGCUGAUGCUACUAAUGGCAAAUCUGAGAGAUUUAUUAUCAACCGUUCCUGCCCCGAUGCGCUUUCCCUCUCUAUUAUCCUCAAAUCCUACAACACCCUCGUCGUUGUCACCGUCGCCGUCUACGCCACGCCCUCUGUCUACCUCACCUCCACGAUUUGUACUAUAUCCGAGCCCACGUCAUCACCAUCAGAGUCAGAAGAGAUUAAGGAUAUCAUACCUCAGAUGAUUGUGGCCACGGCAGAGUCGAGAGAACGGCGGAAUCAGUUCCGUUGUGACAGAAAGGUCGAAGAAUACGAGCACAUGCGGUGGCCAAUGCCGACCAGCUCCUACGGCGAAAGAUUUCGACUGAAAGUCGACCUGAAAGAGAUGCAGCAGCAGAGUGCACUAGAAACGGUGGCGGCUGAAAUGGAGACUAAACAAAUUUACAGCAGGAGCGCAGAUCGCAAAGUGGAUUCUGGGAGUGUUGGUCUAAUGUGGAAGUGGAUGACGGGGUCAGGGUAUCAUCGAAUUAUUCGACUAAAACACCAAUCCACUUUAGCUUAG